CAACCCAAAUGUCUUUUUUCCAAUGUAAUUCAAAUUCUUUAUGUUAAAAGGUUGGACGAUGCAGGUUUAUUUAUUUAACCAAUAAACAGAUGCAUGUGCCUGACUAUACGUCUGCUAGUUUCAGCAGGACUUUGUUGACUUGUAAGUGAUCUCUCUAACACCAUUUCUCUGUCCACUGCCUUUCUCCGUCUGCUUCUCAGUCUUCACUCUGAUCCCAGUAUAGUUUGUUCUUGUCUACAUCUUUCUUGCAUUUCACUUCUAUUUCCUUUCACCCAUCUCUACACUCCUUUUGCUCUCUCUCUCUCUCUCUCAUCUGUUUCUCUAUUCUCUACUUCCAUUCAGUCAUAUUCUCAUUUUUCUUUGCUGUUAUCAUCAUUUCUUGUUCAAUUUUUCUUUUUUCCUGAGAGUUGAGUUUUUCUUUAAAAAAAAAAAAAUCAAGAUGGUGCUGGAUAUGUUUAUCUCCAUCUUCACCGAGAUCAUUAAAGAUCCCAUCAUGCAAUUCGUUGUCGUUCCUAUCAAACGACACAUUAGUUAUCCUUUCACCUACAAGACCAAGGUUGAGAGGCUCCAGGAUGAGGCUCAGCAAUUGAACAGCAAAAGAGACAGGUUGAAGCAAUCAGUUGCUGAUGCUUCAAGAAGAGGGGAGGAGAUCUACGAUGACGUCAGCAAGUGGCUUAUCAGUGCGGGAAAAGCUAUUCAAGAAGCCGAGCAACUUAUCCAAGCCAAAGAACAAGCGAAGGAGAGGUGCCUCAUUGGUUUGUGUCCCAAUUUGAAGACGCGCUACCACCUCAGCAAGAAAGCAGAAAAGAAAGCUUCGUUGAUUGAUAAGCUUCGGAAUCAGGGUGGACUUGAACCAAUUGGCCACCAUCAACCUCCAAAGCAGAAAGUGGCCCCAUCUGUGUAUGAUCGUGAGGAACUGCCUUCGAGGAAGUCAAUUUUGAAGGAAAUAAUGGAUUCGCUGAGAGAUCCUAAUCUUAACAUGAUUGGUGUUUAUGGGAUGGGCGGGGUCGGUAAGACCACCCUAGCUAGGGAGGUCCAUAGACAAGCCCAAGAUGAUAAGUUAUUCGAUGUUGUGAUUUUUGUUGCUGUAUCACAAUCGCCAGAGCUCAGAAGAAUUCAAGCGGAGGUUGCUGAAGUCUUGGGUCUUGAUCUUGAUGAGGAGGGAAUCCUCCUAAGAGCAAAUCGACUAUAUGAGAGAUUGAAUAAAGAGAAGAUACUUAUCAUUCUUGAUGACAUUUGGACAAACCUUCAAUUAGAGGAAGUGGGAAUUCCAUUUGGGGCCGAUUGCAAGGGAUGCAAAAUAUUAUUAACUUCGAGGAGAAGAGAUGUGUGCCAUAGGAUGGGAGCGCAGAAAGUUUUGGAACUUGAAGUUCUACGAGAAGAAGAGGCAUGGAAUUUGUUUAAAUUCACCGUAUCUGUAGCUGAUGGCCAAGAACCGAAGUUACCUCCUUUAGCAGCCGAAAUUGCAAAAAAAUGUGCAGGAUUGCCGCUUCUCAUACUCAAAGUUGCUACAGAUUUGCAAAUGAAGGAGUCAUAUGUGUGGGAUGAUAAGCUGAAGCAACUUUCUGACUUGGAUAAUGAAGAAAUACAGAAAAAGGUGCACUUGGUUCUUAAGUUAAGCUACGACAAUUUGCCUCGCAGUGAACUCAGGUCGUUUUUCUUGCUUUGUGGUCUGUUUGGACAGUCUAAUAUUCAGAUCCAAAACUUGCUAAAAUAUGGUAUGGGUGUGGGUUUAUUUAAGCACAUAGCUACUGUUGAAGAAGCGAGAAACAAAGUAUAUACUUUGAUUGAUGAACUGAAAGCUGAGUGUUUACUGCUAGAUGGUGACAUGAAUGGAUAUGUGAAAAUGCAUGACACUGUUCGGGACACUGCCCUGUUAAUAGCUUCUAAAGAGCAACAUAUUUUUAUAGGCACAAGUGGUGCUGCGUUGGGGGAAUUGCCAACCAAGGAUUGCACCAGAAUUUCAAUACCUUACUGUGAUAUCCAAGCACUUCCUCAAGGGAUGGAAUGCCCAAAAGCUGAUUUAUUGUCGGUCUUCACUGAAGAUCUUUCUUUGGAUAUCCCUCAAUUAAUUUUUGAUGGAAUUAGACGACUCAAAGUAGUGGAUUUUACAGGGAUGUGUUUCAUGUCUCUGCCUUCAUCACUUGGUUUCCUAACAAACCUUCAUUCCUUGUGCUUGCAUCGAUGCCAUCUGGAUGACAUAGCUAUCAUUGGAGAGCUAAAGCAACUAGAAGUUCUCAGUUUAGCAGAUUCCUAUAUUGUUGAGUUGCCCAGACAAAUAGAACAAUUAAGUAGACUAAAAUUACUGGAUAUCGGCAAUUGUUCCAAUCUUAAAGUCAUUCCAGCAAAUGUCUUAUCCAAGUUGUCCAUGUUAGAAGAAUUGUAUGUGAGCAACAGCUUUGUUGAAUGGGAGGCGGAAGCAAUCAGCAAUCAGGGUAAUGCAAACCUUGCUGAGUUGGAAGGGUUGUCUCACCUUAGAACUCUGGAAAUACAAGUUGUAGAUGCGAAGAUAAUACCAAAAGCCCUGUUCUUCAAUGGAUUGCAGAGGUAUAGAAUACUCAUAGGAGAUGUAUGGGACUGGCGUGGAAACUUUGAAACUUCAAGAACUCUAAAACUCAAGCUCAAGACAAGUAGUUACUUGGAGCAUGGGAUUAGAGUGUUGUUGAGGAGACUGAAGAUCUGUAUUUAGAUGAAGUGAGAGGAAUUGAAAAUGUGUUGUAUGAUAUUGAUGGAGAAGGCUUUCCACGGUUGAAGCACUUCCACUUCCAAAAUGACGUUUUGAUUCAACGCAUUAUCAGCUCACCGAAAUGGGCUCCAUAUCCUGCCUUUCCCAUCCUAGAGUCCUUGUUUUUAGAAAAUUUAAUGAACCUGGAGACAAUUUGUCA
Molecule: messenger RNA, 2885 nt
Organism: Hevea brasiliensis (rubber tree)
Lineage: Eukaryota; Viridiplantae; Streptophyta; Magnoliopsida; Malpighiales; Euphorbiaceae
Product: disease resistance protein At4g27190-like
Exons: 1
Coding region: 440-2689 (749 amino acids)
Molecular function (GO): ATP hydrolysis activity; ADP binding
Source: RefSeq, a predicted model, not a curated record